GCCAGUGAGUGAGUGCCAUCCCAAUCGUAAUUAUUUGACAUUUUAUUAUGUGCGCAUACAUAUUUUGCCAAUUGCAAUUUUUGUAUGAACGCGUGGAAUUGUUGCGAGAAAAAUUGGAUUAUUCGUAUCUUAAUUGCGCGCAAAUUAAACCGAAAUAAAUGCAGUGGUUGGUGGAAAGUUUGAAAUUAAAAUAUGAAUCAAAAGGGAGCGCGAGAACAAAAUGAUAUAUCGAUAAUAAGGAAUCUGCCCAAGCGACUGCAACAGAGGCUCGUUGAAGAUGUCGGCGAUAACUCAUUGGUAACAGUUGUUGAUACAACAAGGCAAAGUUCUAGCGGUCAACCUUCGACGUCCAAGGGAGGCGCAAAAAAUGAUGAUAAUGAUAAGAUAUCUAGGCGUUUUCUGCAAAAGCAGAAUACGACAGGUAUUGCUAACCAGCAAGGAAACGGCGCCAUAGAUGUUACGAGCAUUGAUUUUUUCUUGCAAAAAAGUGCGCCCAGUACCAGGACUCUAAACAAAAAUAAUUUAAGAAAAGAAACUGUGCCCGUUUUGGAAACCAGCGGGAAAUCAGUUGAAAGCAAACCAAAUAAUAUAAAAUGUGCAACUCCAACUACAAACUCAAAUGUCAGCAAUAGUUCAAUACCAGGAAUACUGCGUUUAAACGAUACCAAACAUGUACAAUUAAUUGCUGCAGAAAAAAGUAAGAACUGUAAUGAAAAAAAUGCAUGCCGAGAUAACGGUAAGAAAACAACGGCGCGCAUGCAUCAAAUAAAUGAUCAGUACACGAAAGACGAUAAUAUUUUAACCAAAUCCCCCGCACGUCAAUUGCAACGACAACUGAAACCACCUCCUUGGUUUGAUAUGCUCACUGGCAUACAAUAUGUUGAACAGCUACCAAAACUUUACGAAAAAGUUACAUCGUUCAUACAGCAAAAUAAAGUAAUUGAGAAUUGGCCGGAAUUUAAUGAAGCUCGUUUGGAGUUACAAAAUAUAUUCACAAAUCUGUUGCUGCAACAAUUGAAAUUAUGCUGUGAACAGAAAAUCGACACAUUUUUUUGGAAGUUGCUGUACUAUAAUGUGCGCGAAUAUUUCAUAUCAAAUAGCAAAUUAACAGCUGCUGAUGGUAAACACAAUCGUUUGCUUUUACUUAUUGACGAUGGUUUAGAUUUCUACACUAAACUGCAUAUGAAACUUAAUACAAAAUAUAUAAAUACCGAUCAGAAACACACAGCAAACAAUAUCACUAUAGAGAAGGAAGCGCCAACACAACGUUCAACGCACAAAUUUGAAUUCAUCGCCAAAGUGGCCGCCCAGAAGUUACUCAUUUGUCUGGGUGAUCUCUGUCGCUACAAAACUAAGGAACUGCAAACAAAUGACUAUACCGACGCAGCUAAAUAUUAUCAGCAAGCGCAGACGCUGAUACCAACAAAUGGCAUUCCCUACAAUCAAUUGGCCAUCCUAUCCAUAUAUGCGCGUAAGAAAUUCGAUGCCGUUUAUUUUCAUAUGCGUAGCUUAAUGUCCUCCAAUGCCAUAUAUUCAGCGCGUGAAAGCCUCUUAGUUUUGUUCGAUGAGAUUCGUAAGAAGUACGAAGAGACUGAAUUAAAGACUUCGCCGGUGCAUCAAGGUAGCCCACGUAAUAAUAACAGUAGAAAUUCCAAGUCGAUGCGUAAAGAAGUUUGGAUACACGUAGAUGGCGUACGGCGCUUGCAUCAUUCCGCUGAACCGGACAAUAACAAAAGCAAAAGUGUUGCACUAAAAGAGGAGAAGAAGCUGAAAGAUUUAACCAGUGAAGAGCUGCUGCGCCGUUUUACAUCGCUCUAUUUGUAUGUUAUUGGAAAAUUAUACACUGGCAUAGGCAUGGAGUCUAUUGUCGAACAGCAACGCAAACUAUUGGCGGAACUCAAUGUUUUAUUAAGUCGCAGUCCAUUUCCAAUGAAACGAUCUCGCCUACUCAAGAUAGUGGCAUUAAAUAUAUUUUCACUCGAGCACAAUAUGCACAAAGAAUCACGUCGUGAAAUCCGCUAUUAUGCAUUUAAUUUUUGUAAUCAGUUCCUUGGGCUUUUGCUACGCAAGUGCAAUCAAUUAUACAAAACAUUCAAGGUGGAUAUAUUGGAACGCGAGAUGCUGUGUCAUGCCGAUCUAAAUACUUUACUGCAAUACAUAAACAUUUAUACGGACUGGUUGUCGCGCAAUGUGGACAUAUGGGAGCCAGUGCGCAGUGAAGAACAUAUCAUUAUUGAUUGCUGGACAGAGUGGGCGAGUUUUUAUGAAUUCCUUCGACGCAUGAUAGAUGAAUCGACCAUAAAUAGAGCACCACGCUACAUGUUGGAAGAGGAGUUGUAUCUGUUGGGUUUUACACCAAUCAUGUCCGCCACCAACAACAGUAGUGUGCAUAAAAAUGUUGUCAUGCCAUCCUCGAAUGAUAGCGAACAGUUUUUUCCACGCAUUUUAAAAAUACACGCUUUUCAUGCGCAUUACGCGAAAGAUGUAGAGAAAUUGCUAAUGCACAACGACUCAUUUACAUUGGAAGAGCUGAACGGUGCUAUGGAGCAGGCGCUGUGUACGCUGCAAAGCGAUGAAGAUGAUAACAGUGAAAAUAUCGUAGUAAAUGGCGAGAGCGCGGAAUUAACGCUCAAAGAGCUUAACUCGACGAAAACCGAUUGCAUUGAGGAUGCGCAAAUUUCGCAAUUAUCGCGUAGAAAAAAGGAAUUAGAAGCGCGUUCGAAUGUGAAGAAAAUGUAUAGUGCAAAGUUGGAAGAGAUACUCAAAUUUGUCGACACCACGCUCUACAUAGAAGUGCGUCCGAAGUAUCUUAUGCCGGAUACAAACUGUUUCAUAGAUUGUCUUGACGAUUUCCAGAAGCUUAUUAAUGAGUAUAAGCGUUACAUAUUGGUUAUACCGCUAACUGUUGUGAAGGAAUUAGAUGGACUCGCUAAGGGCGUAAAAGUGGAAUCUUAUCAAAACUCUUUACAAUUCCAACGCAUACAUCAUUACGACGACGUUUCCACGUGCGCCAAACGUUCAUUGGACUUCAUACGUAGCGCUAAAAAUAAUGUGAAAUGUGCCACUACUAAGGGUUCAUUCAUCAAUGCUUCGUUGUUUGCCUUGUGCGAGGAGGAGAAUGUAUCGAAUGAUGAUAAAAUCCUAGCCACCGCAGUUGCACUCUCGAAAACCAUGAGCACUGAGACGAAUAAGGACGGCAAAUACUUUAUACAAACCGAAUUGGUUAUGAUCACCACCGAUCGUAAUUUGCGCGUAAAAGCUUUGGCUCGCAAUUUGACUGUCAGCGAGAUGGGUGAAUUUCUCAAAUGGGUCAAGGAUUGUCAUGCCUAGCAGCACUAUGCAGACAUUUUCUUUACAAUAUAAAAGAGUUUAUACAAAAAAGUGUGUGCGGUCUCUGUAAUGAAAAUUUUGCAUACAUACAUAUGCAUCACAAUUUGUGAUUCAAUUUCUUAUAUACAUACAUAUAUACUUACAAUAUACAACAAACUUUUAGCACUUACGUAAAUAUAUUGAAAAAAAAAAAACAUAUAUAUUUGUACAACUAACGGUGCUAAUAUAUACAUAGCCAUACUUCAAGAUUUAUUUGUACACAUACUAGGUAACUACUAUGCAUUCUCUAUUAUUUUUUUUUUUUUGGUAAACUUAUGGGUUGUACCAACAAUUUGUUAAGCGUACAAUCGGGGUUUAGGUGAACUUUUAUACAACUUUUCCGUGUGAAAUUUUCUUACUUCCAAUAAAUGUGAUUUUGCUAUCAGAA
Zeugodacus cucurbitae (melon fly) is the source of this 3757-nucleotide messenger RNA. It is a transcript of the gene Smg6, whose product is annotated as telomerase-binding protein EST1A. Gene Ontology annotation, biological process: nuclear-transcribed mRNA catabolic process, nonsense-mediated decay. Gene Ontology annotation, molecular function: telomeric repeat DNA binding; telomerase RNA binding; protein binding. The coding region runs from base 193 to 3330 and encodes 1045 amino acids. The record is from RefSeq and is a predicted model, not a curated record. The transcript has 15 exons. Gene Ontology annotation, cellular component: telomerase holoenzyme complex. Lineage: Eukaryota; Metazoa; Arthropoda; Insecta; Diptera; Tephritidae.